UGUUUAUAGGGAGAGUAUCCCUUGCUGGUGGAGCUGCAUCAGGGAGGCAGUUUAGUUUGGUAAACAUUGGUGGUUGGAAACAACUGGAUAAGAAGCAGUAUGAAGCGGAUUUUAGUAUACAUAACUCCUUGACUAACGGAAAUACUAGCAAAAGUGUCCAACUUUGUAGUAGAACAAUUGCACUACAUUACCUGUGUUGAGGGGGGGAAGAUAGACGCAAACAAAAUGGCGGAUAAGCAACAGCUGCGGUAUUAAAGCUUCAGCAGCGCGAGGAAUUAAAUCAGCUGUUUUGGAACAGACUGCAAUUUGGCUUAGGCGGGUUGACAUGAAAACUUCAAGAAACAUGAUUCCAUGUUGACCUUGACUGUACAUUGUGGUUAGCAUUAUUUCCUAGAAUGUCCAGUUCGGGCUACCCUUCAAGUCAGGGAGCAUUUAGUACAGACCAGAACCGCUAUUCAGCCCACUCUGUUCAGUAUGGCUAUGCAGGUACACGACAUCAGCAGGAAUUUGCUGUUGCAGAUUAUCGGACUGCUCACCUUCAAGACAUUACUCAGUCAUCACAACUUCUCCAACAGCAGCCUCUUCGUCGAAGGCCUUCACUGCUUUCAGAAUUUCAUCCAACUGGCACAGACAGACCUCAAGAAAGAAGAGCAGGAUAUGAGUCUUUCCAUCAGUCAUCUCAUUCAGAACAUGAAAUGCUGGAUUGUAAACGACCGCGCCUUGAGCCGAUACCAGAGUCUCAGUACCAGCGUGCAGGUGGCUCUAGUGCAUCCUCUGCCUUGACCCUAGCUCACAACACAACAGAAGGAUUUCGAGGUGCUGCAGAUGUUAAGAAGGAGUCUGCAUUUUCAUUGAAGUCUGAAGCUGCAUCUUCUCCACUGUCCACACAGGCUAGUGGAGAGGACCAAGAUGCUUCUCCCUCAAAGCUAUCUAAAGAGGAGCUCAUACAGAGUAUGGAUCGUGUUGACAGAGAAAUUGCAAAAGUGGAACAACAGAUUCUUAAACUUAAGAAGAAACAGCAACAACUUGAGGAAGAAGCAGCUAAGCCAUUAGAGCCUGAGAAGCCAGUCUCACCACCCCCUGUGGAACAGAAGCACCGUAGCAUAGUCCAGAUUAUUUAUGAUGAAAACAGGAAAAAAGCGGAAGAAGCUCACAGAAUUUUGGAGGGGCUUGGUCCAAGAGUUGAACUGCCACUUUACAACCAGCCAUCUGAUACAAAAGUGUACCAUGAGAACAUCAAAACGAACCAAGUAAUGAGGAAAAAGUUAAUCCUGUUUUUUAAAAGAAGAAAUCAUGCACGAAAGCAGAGGGAACAGAAGAUCUGCCAACGCUAUGACCAGUUAAUGGAAGCCUGGGAGAAGAAAUUAGACAGGAUUGAAAACAACCCACGCAGGAAAGCAAAAGAGAGUAAAACCAGAGAAUACUACGAGAAGCAGUUUCCAGAAAUACGGAAGCAGCGUGAACAGCAAGAGAGAUUUCAGAGGGUUGGUCAGAGGGGGACUGGUCUUCCUGCAACGAUUGCUAGAAGUGAGCAUGAAAUUUCAGAAAUCAUCGAUGGACUUUCUGAACAAGAGAACAACGAAAAACAGAUGCGUCAGCUGUCUGUUAUUCCACCUAUGAUGUACGAUGCAGAACAGCGUCGUGUGAAGUUUAUCAACAUGAAUGGCCUCAUGGAGGACCCCAUGAAAGUUUACAAGGAGAGACAAUUUGUGAAUGUAUGGACAGAGCAUGAAAGAGAGAUAUUCAAAGAAAAACCAGGAGGAGGAGGAUAUGCACUUCAACAGCUAAACUUGAUAGAGCAACAGAUUUCCUUAUGUGAUUCUUUACUAGACAUUGUUGUGCAGACAAGUGAAGGGCAUCUUGGAAGGCCUGCCUAUCUUAAUGUAAAGACUGUUGCAGACAGUGUUUUGUUUUAUUACUUGACAAAGAAAAAUGAAAACUACAAAGCACUUGUAAGGAGAAACUAUGGGAGACGUAGAGGAAGAAAUCAGCAACAGAUAACUCGUCCUUCACAAGAAGAGAAAGAACCAGAAAAACUACAAGAAGAAGAAAAGCCAGAAAAAUCUGAGAAAAAAGAGGAGGAGGAAAAGAAGGAGAAAGAGGAGGAAGAAAAAGAUGAAAAGGAAGAACCAAAGGAAGCCCCUAAAGAGAAGGAAAAGCCAGAGCUUCCAGUUGAGGAGGUUGAAGAGAAAGAGCAUUCCACACCACGGGGACGCAAAACUGCUAAUAGCCAAGGUCGACGCAAGGGUAGAAUUACAAGAUCAAUGGCAAAUGAAGCUGCUGCUGCAGUUGCUGCUGCUGAAGAAACACCACCACCUCCACCUCCACCACCUCCUGAACCCAGGUUAGUGGAGCAUGGACGAAAUUGGGCAGCAAUCGCUAAGAUGGUAGGCACCAAAAGUGAAGCUCAGUGUAAAAAUUUCUACUUCAACUACAAAAGAAGGCAUAAUCUUGAUACUCUUCUUCAGCAGCAUAAACAGAAAUCUUCACGGCGGUCAAGAGAGGAACGGGAUGUGUCACAGUCUGAAAGUAUAGCUUCCACAGUGUCUGCCCAAGAAGAUGAGGAUAAUGAGGUGUCAAAUGAAGAAGAAAACCCAGAAGAUAGCGAAGGUGCUGACAAUAGCUCAGAUACAGAGAGUGCACCAUCUCCAAUGGAAAUUAGCAAGACUAGUGAGGAAGGACCCGAAAAUGCCACCUGUAAGUUGCAACCUACUGAAAACUGUACCGCUGAAGCUGAUUCUGCUAGCAGAACUACAACCAGCACUUCUACGUCCUCAGGCACACCUUAUGAGAAGCCCUCUGACACUGCAGGCAGUGAGCUGCAGAUUAAAGAAGAAUGUAAUCUUGAUGCAGAGGAGCCUAUGGAAUUUGAAGACCAAAGUCUAAAAGCUGAAGCCAAAACAGAUCAGUUGCUGCCUUUGUGCACCAAAGCAGAACCUCAGGAUAUGGAAAUGCAAUUACAGGAGGACAUCAAGAUCAAAGUGGAGGAGGAUGUCAAAGAGAAGGACUUGGAGAAACCCGAGGAUGUACCUGAAGCUGAGGACAUGCCAUUGGGUCUUUCUGAGCAAGUCACAAGGCCUGAGCCCAUCUCUGACAAUGACUCCAGUGCUACUUGUAGUGCAGAUGAGGAUGUGGAAGGUGAAUCCGAUAGGCAGAGAUUGUUUUCACCUGAUUCCAAAACUUCAGUGUUACAUCCUCAAGGUUCAUUGCUUGCAGCAUCUAUUAAAGUAGCUCAGAUGGAUCUCCAGCAGCUCCAUGAACGAGCAGCAGUGAUACCUCCGAUGGUUUCCAGUGGGCCAGGGAGCAUCUCUGUCGGUACUCCUUUAAGUGGCUAUACCCUGUAUCAGGGGCAUAUCAAGGCUAUGCAUGAAUCCACACUGCAGGAGGAACAGAGACAGCGGCAGGAUCAGAUGGAUUCAGAUCAGCACAGUUCAGUCAGUCCUCGUAUCGCAACCAGGAGUCCAUCCACCACAGACUGGGAAGGAAAACGUUCCUAUGCAGCAUAUGCUGAACUGAGGCGCAAUGUAGAUCAGGAAAGCUUGGUACAAAACAGAUCAGCGUCACCAUAUCGUAUAUCUCCUAGAGAAGCAAACAAAGCAUCACCACAGCCAGAUGGGACUGUACCCCGUUACAGUUUUCCUCCAAUACUUCAACCUGCUCCUAAUCAGAUACAAUCAAGCAUUGUAGAUGGAGUUCGGAUGCCAUUCACUAGACAUCAGAGACCUCUUAACAUUCCUUCUCCACCUCCGCUCAUUUCAUCCAGCAAACUUGUGCCUUCGGAAAAACCGGCAUUUAUAUCUGGAGGUUCAAUUUUACAGGGAACACCAGGCACCUACUUGCCUUCUAACAGUCAGACUCCCUUUAGCCAAGAAGCUCCAAAACCUUCUCCUGGUUCUGUGCCUUUGGGACUCCCAAGGCAGCAGGAAUCUAAGCCUGCAACUUCACCAUACAUAAAGCAAGAAGAGUUUUCUCCAAGGGGCCAGACUGCUCCUCCUGAAGGCUUAAUGUGCCGUGCUCAGUAUGAAGGUGUGGUUAGAGGUGGUCCUGUGACAACCAUCCAAGAGGGAAGUAUUACCAGGGGAACACCAACUAGCAAAGCUGCAAUGGAGACUGCUAUACCUUCUUCAAUGCGGGGUUCUAUCACUCAGGGUACUCCAGCCCUACAGCAAGGCCUCCCUCCUGAUGGGUUUAUAAAGGGAGCCGGUGCCAAACUUGGCCCUGAAGACAGCAGCCCAGAAAGAUCACGUGAAGAACCACAGUCCAAGGGGCACGUAAUUUAUGAAGGCAAGAAAGGACACAUUGUCUCUUAUGAUGCUAUUAAAAAUGCACGUGAUGGCAGCAAGAGUCCCAGGGCAAGUCAUGAUGUCAUAGGAGUGAAAAGAACUUAUGAAUUGAUGGAUGGAGGACUUACCCGAGGAUCAGUUGGGAGAGAGCCUCCUUCCCCAGUUGCUUGUGAAGGCUUAAUAAGCCGUGCAUUACCCAGAGGUAGUCCGCAUUCUUCAGAACAAAAAGAAAGACCAGUUCCAUCAGGUUCUAUAAUGCAAGGUACUCCUAGGGCAGCUGCUGAUUCAUAUGAUGAAGGACUGAAGUAUGGAAAACAGAUGAAACGAGAAAGUCCGCCCAUACGUUCUUUUGAAGGAGGCAUUACCAAAGGAAAACCAUAUGAUGGAGUGACCACCAUUAAGGAAACAGGCCGCUCUGUUCAUGACCUUCUGAGCCAGGAGAACAGAAAGACUCCUGAAGUAGCCCCAAAUGCACGGCCUGUCAUUGAAGGGUCUAUAACACAGGGAACACCAGUUAAAUAUGACAGCAGUGCCGCUUGCCAGUCUACUAUUAAACAUAAUGUGAAGUCCCUCAUCACAGGUCCCAGUAAGUCACAGCAUAGUCCUCUAGAGUUGAUGUCUGAGAGUGUGAAAGCAGCAGAAAGAGGGAAAUAUGAAGAUGUGAAGACAGUUGAUUCUGUGCGUCCUCGUCAUACUGUAGUUAGCUCAGGUCCAUCUGUUCUCAGGUCUGCACUUCAUGAAGCUCCUAAAUCUCAGCUGAGCCCAGGAGUGUAUGAGGACAACAGUGCACGAAGAACUCCAGUCAGCUAUGCAGGCUCAGUAUCAAGGAGCUCUCCAAUGAUGAGCAGAGCGCCGGAAGGUGGGAUAACUGCGGGAAAACCUACUAGCCAUGAAAGGAAGGCCACUCUAACUCCAACCCAAAGAGAGUGCAUCCCAGCCAAAUCCCCUGUCUCAGGAGUUGAUCCUGUGGCAUCGCACAGCCCUUUUGACCCUCUCCACAGAGGACAUCAACCUAGUGAAGUUUACAGGAGCCAUAUGACGCAUGCUUUAGAUUCAGCUCUGCCUUUCCACAGACCACUGGACCCAGCUGCUGCAGCUUUCCUGUUUCAGAGACAACUUUCUCCAACUCCAGGAUACCCAAGCCAGUAUCAGCUGUAUGCAAUGGAAAACACUCGUCAAACAAUCCUCAAUGACUAUAUUACCUCCCAACAGAUGCAGGUCAGCUUGCGUCCAGAUAUGACAAGGGUUCUUUCCCCGCGGGAACAGGCGCAAGCACAAACAUUAACCCUUCCAUAUCCACAAGGGACCAGAGGUAUAAUUGAUCUGGCUCAGAUGCCCCCUGCAAUUAUUGUACCUCAUCAAGGAGGAGCUAUUACACCACCUAUGGAAAGAAUCACCUAUAUCCCAGGUGGCCAGCUUUCAUUCCCAACCAGAGCUUACAACCCUGCUUCACCAGGUCACUCUGCUCACAUCGCUGCUUCAGUAGCUGAGAGAGAGCGUGAACGAGAACGUGAGAGGGAAAGGGAGAGAGAACGAGAGAGAGAGAAGGAGCGGGAACGAGAAAGAGAACGGGAGCAGAGAGAGAGAGAGAGGAUGGCUGCAACUGCAGCUGCAGUAGCAGCUUCUAAUGACCUGUAUCUUAGGCCUGGCACAGAACAGCCCGGAAGACCUGGAAGCCAUGGCUACAUACGUUCCCCAUCUCCAUCCAUGAGGUCUCAGGAUAAUAUUUUACAGCAGCGACCUAGCAUCUUUCAAGGAAGCAACAGCAAGGGUGUUAUAACUCCUCUGGACCCAGCUCAGUUGAGGAUCAUGCAGCAUACUACUGGUGCACCAUCUAUAACUCAGGGAUUGCCAGCUCCUCGCUUCAGUACUGCUGCAGAUGCUUUAGCUGCGCUUGUAGAUGCUGCAGUCUCUCCUCAGACUGAUGCCAACAGGGAGAACAAGCAGGAGACGGCUCGAAUGGAUGAUGCUGUAGCACGCCGAACAGCCAUACCUAUGGAGCAGCAGCAACAGCAAAUGGACCCAAAGGCAUAUGAAUCUGAGCGAAGGACAGGACAGUCCCCAUAUGGCCCCUCUACAGUUCCUGGGAGCAAGCAGCAAAACCAAUCGACUAUGUCAUACACUGAGACAAGUAAAGACAAAGGUGCCCCUCCAGUGAGCCACUAUGCUGAGGAACUUAGGAAACGUGGGAAAACUACUAUCAGUGCAGCUAACUUCAUUGAUGUGAUUAUUACACGGCAGAUUGCCUCUGAUAAGGAUGGCAGAGACCGAGGAUCUCAGAGCUCAGAUUCCACUAUUAGUUUAUCCUCUCACCGGUCUGGUGGAGAUGCCAUCGAAGUGAUUAGUCCUGUGGGAUCCCCUGCUCAGAACCAGGAGAAGUCAGAGAAUUACCAACCAGAAACACCCAGACCUGUUCAGGGAGAAGGUGAGUCUACUAAUAUACCCAGUGAAGGACAGCUGAAUAGAUAUCGCUCACAGCCUCUCUCUCCAUCACCGCAACAACCUCCAACGUCACAGGCAGAUGCUCAAGUGCCAAAAACGCACAGACAUAUCACAUUGGCUGAUCAUAUAUGUCACAUCAUCACCCAGGAUUUUGCGAGAAGUCAUGCCCUCUCUCAGGCUAAUCAGCAGCCAGCCACAUCUACAUUCCAGACUUCUAAUUCAGCCACUAAUGCUGCACCAGUAAGAUCCAAGAUCUCCCGGUUUAGUCCCGAGUCUCAAUCAUCGCUGCAGGUCCACCAGCAACGAUCAACGUUUAGAGUUUCUCCUGAAAAUUUCAGUGAUAAGUCUAGAACAAGACCUGGAAAAUCCCCUCAGAGAAGCCAUAUUGUUCCAGAAUCGUAUGAACCAAUCUCUCCUCCUCAGACCUUAAAUGUGCAUGAGAAGCAAGAAGCUGUGAUGGUGCUUUCCCAAAGAACGGAACCAGCAGAGCAAAGGAGUGACUCUCGCUCCCCUGGGAAUUAUGGGUAUCUUCCUGCAUUUUUCACCAAGUUGGAGAACACAUCUCCCAUGGUCAAGUCCAAGAAGCAAGAGAUAUUUCGUAAGUUGAAUUCUUCUGGUGGCGGUGACUCUGAGAUGGCCAACACCCAGCCGGGAACUGAAAUUUUCAACUUGCCAGCUGUCACAACUUCAGGUGCAGUCAGCUCACGGAGUCAUGCAUGUGCCGAUCCUGCUAGUAACCUCGGUCUGGAGGAUAUUAUCAGAAAAGCACUAAUGGGGAAUAUUGAGACUAAGGUGGAAGGCCCUGCAACAGCCAUUUCACAGUCUGUCUGCACAGCUGGAACAAGUGUGAAUCCUGCGGUGUCAGCAGCUGUGGAUGCUCGAAGAGAAGAAGCAAACCCCUCUCCAAAUUCAGGCAUCACAGUUGGAAAGCAAAAGCUGGUUGUGAAGUCCAACAGCAGAAAGUCUAAAUCUCCAAUUCCUGGUCAAGGGUAUGUGGGAACUGAAAGACCAUCUUCAGUGUCCUCAGUACAUUCAGAAGGAGAUUAUCACAGGCAAACAUCAGCAUGGCCUUGGGAGGACAGGCCAUCAUCUACCGGUUCAACACAGUUUGCUUACAAUCCUUUGACUAUCAGAAUGCUCAGCAGUACACCACCAACGUCCAUGGCCUGUGCUCCAACAUCCAUGGCUCAAGCAGCAUCACAUCAGCAAAACAGAGUAUGGGACAGGGAGCCAGCACCGUUACUGUCAGCACAAUAUGAAACAUUAUCAGAUAGUGAUGACUGAGUUUCACUUGCAGCUGAAUGCCAGGCAGUCGAAAUGAUUUCUCAUAUCGUGUGCUGCAGAUAAUGGACUCGUAAUUGAAGCCAGAUUUGGAAACUGUGAAGAAAAUAAUCAGUCUGGUCAUGCACAUGUAAAAAUUAAGUUUGCCAUGGACAAAUGCUGAAUGUAGAAAAGAAAACUAAGAAAAAAUAAAUAUGUAAAAAUGUUUCUUUUAUCUUUGUAAAGAGAAGCAUAGAUGUCAUAAAAUUAUUCUUAUGUAAAUAGUCCUUUUGCAGUGUUUUUGUUGCUAUGGAAUCUUGUGUACUUUUUCAUUUUAAUCAUUGCAUCAGUUUUGAGGUCAGUUUGUAAUUUUUUUUUGUUUUAAUUUAAAACAUUUCCCAAAUGUAUAUAGAGCAUGCCCAUUUUCACAGUACAUGUCCCUGUAACAGGCAACUCAAAUGCCAUUGCUGCUCCUUGUCACAAAUAUUAUGUUCCUUAAAGUAUUUCCGGUGUUUGUGCCCUAGUAAAAAAAAAAAAAAAAAAAAAAAAUCUUCAGCAGACCUCAUCUGUUUUUUUCUUAACCCAGAAGACCACUUUUUGCCUUUAGUUUUUUUUACGUUGUAUUUCUGCUACACUGUAAAUAAUAAAGACAGUUUAACUGUUCUAAUAUUGCAGAAAUAUUGAUGCAUGGUUAUCUUAUGAUUCUGGUGUAACCAGUGUAAAGAUUUUAGGGGUACCUUGUUCUGUACACUUUUAAUUAAAUUGGCAGAAUUCAGUAUUUAAUUAUUUCUGAAUUUUGUAUACCCCUCCAGGCCUCAACUGAAGCAGAUUUUAUUAAAAAUGUUAAUGACCACAA
Messenger RNA from Protopterus annectens (West African lungfish), 8841 nucleotides. RefSeq names its product nuclear receptor corepressor 1 (gene NCOR1). The coding region runs from base 396 to 8009 and encodes 2537 amino acids. The transcript is spliced from 46 exons. The record is from RefSeq and is a predicted model, not a curated record. Gene Ontology annotation, biological process: negative regulation of transcription by RNA polymerase II. Gene Ontology annotation, molecular function: transcription corepressor activity; nuclear thyroid hormone receptor binding. NCBI's taxonomy places the organism in Eukaryota, Metazoa, Chordata, Ceratodontiformes, Protopteridae.